GAGCGUGCAAGAUGGCCUCCGACGGGCCAGGUGACAUUUGUGCCAGUAGAAUGUUUUAAUGUCAUGUAAUUAAAGAAUGGAGGUUAAUUUCCUCCAGACAUGGAUGAAUUAGGGCAACAUCCAUGCAUACGUGUGAAACGAAAGUAUGUUAGGACGAUAUAUCAGUAUUCCGAUAAAAUCCACGAAUUGUUCGCGGUACGCCUGUGUGAAAGAAAUCAAAAAAAGCAAGACGUGUCAAAAACUGGUGGAUGGGUGCUGCUUGGAAUCGAACCAAGUAAGGGCGGCGAACAUCCGGUGCUUAAGGAAACAGCAGCGAAAGUCCAGAGCUAUGUUGACUCGGUGUGCGGCGUGGCGAGCGGCGAGUCGUGCGACGACUCGAGCUACGACUCCGACUUCGAGGCGGAGGAGGGCCCGGCGGUCGGCGCUCCGCCGCAGGCCCAGCCGGCGUCCGCGGGCGGCGCCGGCCACGGCCAGCACCACGACGUGAGCCGCACCGUCUCCGACACGCUGGGCGCCGAAUUCGCCGAAUACGUGUCGUGCGAGCAGCCGGCGGCGGCGCAGGCGCAGCACGACCCGGGCUACACGGCGCGCGUCGAGUUCGGCGUCAAGCUGGGCUACUCGGAGCGGCUGGUGCAGGCGGCGCUUCUCAAGCUGGGCCCGGCGCCCGCGCAGAACGAGCUGCUGGCCGAGCUGGUGCGCCUGGGCGCGCAGCACCAACACCAGCAACAGCAGCAGCUGCGCCAGGACCCCGCGCUGGCGCUCGCGACCGAAGACGCCAGCCUCGCGGUCGCCUGUCCGGGGGCGGCGGUGUGCGGCGGCGCGGGGGCGGCAGGCGCCGCAGACCCCGCCGACGACCUGCCGCUGCCGGCCACCACCGCCCCCGCCGCGCAGCCGCAGGUGCCGCUGCGACCCAUCGUCAUCGACGGCAGCAACGUCGCCAUGAGCCAUGGUAACAAGGAAGUAUUUUCUUGCCGAGGAAUAAAGAUUUGUGUGGACUGGUUCAGAGCAAGAGGGCACAAAGAUAUAACAGUAUUUGUUCCAAAAUGGCGUAAAGAAGCAGCACGCCCAGAUAAUCCAGUUACAGAUCAAGAAAUCCUCACGGAGCUAGAAAGAGAUCGUUGCCUCGUUUUCACACCUUCGAGAUUGGUUGGAGGCAAACGAUUGAUAUGCUAUGACGAUCGUUACAUCUUGAAGUUGGCAUCUGCAGUUGAUGGAAUUGUUGUUUCUAAUGAUAAUUACAGAGAUCUGGUACAAGAGAGCCCAGAGUACCGAAAAGUUGUUGCAGAGCGAAUUCUCAUGUAUUCUUUUGUGAACGACAGAUUCAUGCCACCUGAUGACCCACUGGGACGUUCUGGUCCAACAUUGGAUGCUUUUCUUCGUAUGCAGCAACGUGGUGACCCUCCUCCACCAUGUCCAUAUGGUAAAAAGUGCACUUAUGGAAACAAGUGCAAAUUCCAUCACCCAGAGCGUGGCCCACUUCCACAUAAAUCAGUCACCGAGCGACUUGUCGAAAAUGCUCAGCGGCAAUUGCAGGCACGGGGAAUGGAGAGUCGUGACUGCAGUCCUGGCACACAACUCAAAGGUAAAUCUGUAAGCCUUCCUUUGCCAGAGCAUUCUGAUGCUUUGGCAACACAGCCUCGAAAGAUUCCUCUGGCACGAACUAAAUCUACUGCUCCAACGCCUAUUGUUCCUGUCUCUCUCACAGAGCAGUCAGCAAAAUCAGGUAAUGGAUGCAGCGUUCCAAAAAGUCGCAGUGUGGAAAAUGUCGCAGCACAACAGCACCAGACUCCUGAAGUUGGGUAUGCCACAUACCAACAAAUGUCUGGACCUCCACCUACUCCCUAUGGCACAUGGGGCAACACGUGGAGCACUCAUGGGCAGCAGUUCCCUGCACCGCCACAGAGGUUGGCACCUGAGCCUGCAGAGAGCCCCCCUCCUGCACAGGAAGCUGUGGGAUCAGGUGUCAAUCUUCACCGGAAGCUCCAGAGGCAGUUGACGCUGAACCCUGCAUACGAUGCAAGACUUUUCCAACUGCGAGGACAUGCUUACGGAAGUGGCAGUAGUGGACCUUCGUCACAAGCACCACAACAGCAUCGACCGUUGGCAGCACGCCACAGUGCGGGUGGUGGAGUGCAGCCACAGUCGUCACAGUCACCGUCGCCAUCCUGGCACCAGAGUGUGACACGCAUUGCAUCUGCGCCAGACACUUGCCGCCACUGGAACACGCCCGUUCCACCCCCUUCGGGUCCGGGGCCCCGACACGUGCAUCGCCUCAGUUCGACUUCUGAUCCUCAGCUGAAUUUGAGUGAUGCCCCUCUGCCUGUACCCUCAAAUCUACCUGUGUGGCUCCCACCUGCACCAGUGCCAUCUGUCGUUUGGCCACCUCCACAACACAUGCCACCACCACACCAGCAGUUCUCUUCCUCCGGUACGGAGGAUGCCAGGCGCCGGUUACAUUACCAUCUGGCAUCAAUAUUCCCUGAGGAACAGGUCCAGAAAGCUAUGCAGUUGUAUCCAGAUGAAACAAAUCCACAAAAGAUAUGUGCUGCAAUACUGUCUAUGUUUCCAAAACCGUAGAAGUUUGGAGGUCAUUUCAUUCAUUCGUUCAUUCCCUGUGUGAUGUUUUAAGUGUUAGAUUCAGUAUAUGUGUACUGGAUUGACAGUUUUAUUUGGCUAACUACUGCUGUUCAGAUUAAAUCACAAGUUUCAUGCAUGAACUCCAAGGCAGAAUUUUGAACAUUCUGUGACUGUUUGCAGGUGAGACUAAGUACUGCUUUUUUAAAGAUGAAAGAUGUCACUGUACAUUAGUACUUUUGCCAUACAUUCAGUCCAUUAUUGCUUCAACAAUAUUUUAAAAGUCUGGUUUUAAUAAUUAAUGUGUGUUUUGACACUUACUUUGGUAAAAAUUGACAAUGCAUUACAGACAAAUUGGUGGCUAGUGACCUAGGUGGAUGUAGUGCAAAUACAUUAGCAGUAAUACGAGAACUGUCGUAUUGAAACACAAAAGCAUUAUGUCAACUAGUGCAACACCUAGCUGAUGAGUAGUGCAGUGAAAUUAAUUUUCAGUGACAACUGAAUUUUUAUUUUAAUUAAGUUAUUGAAAUGACUACAGUUAUGUGUGUUUUAAACCCGAGGUGGAAUUGGAGAAGCGAAUAACUGUAAACAGUCACCAACAGUGUCGUUGAAGAUCAUUGUUGGGUGGAUCUUGUGUAACUAACAUUAAUAGCAAGUAUUUAACAUGAUUUGAUAUGUAGAGAACAUGAUUUGGAAAGUAGCGCUUUGUCCUAGGUCAUUUGCUAGCUUUUUGUCUCUGAGAGAACAAGCUGAAGCAGUUUAGUUGUGACACAACUGUGAAAUCUGAGGAAGGAGCAUAUGGUUAUACUGACAGAUUGUCAGAACAUUUGGAGACAAAACAUCUUUUUCAACUUUACUUUGUACUACUAUCUGUUUUGCUGUAUUAUAAGAAUCAUUAAUGUUUUACAUCUGAAGUGGAAAAUGGUUUGAUCCAUGUGAAAGACAUAGUUUCUUCUUUUUGUCUUUGUAGUAAAUGUAAACUGUAUAUUCCUUCAGUUAAAGAAGGGAUUAUUUUGAUGCAAAAUACUCACUUUUGUGAAAUAAUGAGAUAUAUUGUCGUAUCUUAUUCCUGACCUUGUUAUUUAAGGUCUGUUAACAAGUUCUUUUUUUAAGAAAAGAAAUAAAACAUAAUAAUAGUGUGAAA
Molecule: messenger RNA, 3718 nt
Organism: Schistocerca cancellata (South American locust)
Lineage: Eukaryota; Metazoa; Arthropoda; Insecta; Orthoptera; Acrididae
Gene: Regnase-1
Product: probable ribonuclease ZC3H12D
Exons: 6
Coding region: 100-2577 (825 amino acids)
Cellular component (GO): nucleus; cytoplasmic ribonucleoprotein granule
Molecular function (GO): RNA endonuclease activity; mRNA binding; metal ion binding
Source: RefSeq, a predicted model, not a curated record